CUAUAUUUGUCAAAGUUGUCAUUUCCAUGUUUUGUUUGCUAUUUGAGGUUAUGUUUUGGUCAUGUUUAUAAAGUUGCAGUAAUUAUUUUUAAAUAAAAUGGGUUUAACAAAACAAUACCUUCGAUACGCUCCAAGUGGAACGUUUAAUAUUAUAGCUAGCGGUGAUUGCAAUAGUGUACAUGUCAGCCUCAACGGUAUCAGUGGGCGAUACAUCGCUACUGGUGCAUGCGAGCAUGUUAUUAUUUGGGAUAUGAGACUCGGUGAAAAGGCACAAGUGCUGCCUGGGGAAAGUAUUCUAGUGUCACAGAUAGCAGCCAGUCCGUCAGGACACCACAUAGCAGUCGGCUAUGUGGAUGGCAACAUCAAUGUGUUUGAGCUGACCAACAAUGAGAUAGUGUGUGUCUUCUCCGGACACAAGUCUGCUGUUACAUGCUUGCAGUAUGAUGAGCAGGGAACCCGUCUUGUCUCUGGAGCUAAGGACACAGAAGUAAUCCUAUGGGAUGUGGUGUCAGAGACUGGUGUAGCACGGUUCAGUGGUCACAAGGGAGUCAUCACCAGCGUGCUAUUCAUCAACAGCAGAAAUGUAGUUGUCAGCGCCUCAAAGGAUUCCUUCGUUAAGUUCUGGGACAUUGAAACCAAACAUUGCUUCAAAACUUUGGGUGGACAUCAGGCAGAGGUCUGGUCAGCAGUACUUCUAAAGGAUGAGCGCUACCUGGUGACGGGCACAGUGGACCAGGAGCUGCGGGUGUGGAAGCUGCGGUGGACCGACCAGGACAAGGAAGAGGAGAAGGUUGCAAGGCAGCUCGAGAUCGUCAAGUUAGAGGAGACUGAAAAUGUUGAGGAUAGCUCUGUGCUCCAAUGCCACGAAGCCGGCCGCCUCAUGCGCGGCGGGCGCGGGCGCGUGGCCGGGCUCGCCACGGACGCGGGGCAGCGCGUGCUCGCGUGCUACGGUACUGACGCACUGCUUGAGCUGUUUGUGUUCUGUCCCGAUGAGGAGGCCAAUGCCAGGAUGGAUAAAAGGGUUAAGAAGAUGAGGAAGAAGUUGCAAAAACAAAUAGCGAGCGGCGAAGUGGACCCAGAAACAUCGUCAGUGCCUCAACUACUGACACUAUCGGACGAGGUGCGCCGACUCGCGUCAGUGAAACUCGAGUCAAAGAUCAAGUCCGCCUGUUUGCUGCUCGGGAUGACGGGAGAGUUGAGGGCGGGGGUUACUCUGGCGAGUAAUACUGUGGAAAUGCAUAGUCUGGCGAUUGAGGGGGAGUGCGAAGUGAAAUGCCUGAAGCAGAUCCGUCUGCCGGGGCACGCGAAGGAGCCGCGCUGCGUGGCCGUCAGCUCCGACAACCUCGCCGUGCUGUCCGCCGCUGCAGACACCAUCAAACUGUGGAACCGCCCCAACCAGACCUGUCUCCGCACGAUCCCCACCCCGUGCGGGCGGCCCUCCGCCUGUUGCUUCGCGCCCGGCGACCGCCACGCCCUGGUCGCCUGUGUGGACGGAAACCUACUCAUAGUGGACGUGGCCUCGGGGACUAUUCUGGAACAAGUGCCCGCGCAUUCGGGCGAGUGUAAUACUGUCGGGUUGACGCCUGAUUUGCGAGGGUGUUAUACAGGCGGCGCCGACAAGACAGUUAAACUGUGGCAAUUCGAAUUGAUAUCAGACCCGAUCGGCGAAUCCAAAGCUAAAGUACUUUCAUUAUUACACACGAGGACACUCGAAUUAGAAGAAACAGUAAUGGCUGUAAAAAUAAGUCCCAACAGCAAAUUCAUAGCAGUCGCUCUGUUAGAUGCCACUGUUAAAAUAUUCUUCUUAGACACUUUUAAGUUUUACCUAUCACUCUACGGACACAAGUUGCCAGUGCUAUGUCUAGAUAUUAGCUACGACUCAAACAUUAUUGCCACUGGUUCUGCGGACAGAAACGUGAAGAUCUGGGGCAUGGAUUUCGGCGACUGUCACAAGUCGAUAUUCGCGCACAACGACAGCGUGACUGGACUGCAGUUCGCACCUGGAACACACUACUUCUUCACUAGUUCUAAGGACGGCAAGAUUAAACAGUGGGACGCGGAUACUUAUGAUAAUAUAAUCACUUUGAAUGGUCACGCGGACGAGGCGUGGGGCGUGGCGGCGGGCGCGGGCGGGCUGCACGUGGCGUCGUGCGGCGCCGACCGCGCGCUGCGCCUGCACUCGCGCACCGACGAGCCGCUGGUGCUGGGGGACGAGCCAGACGACGCACUGGCCACGGGGGACAAGGCUCCUGUUCCUGGGCUACCGAACAUCAACAUGCCGUCGAAGAAAACUGUAGGGGCUGAGAAAGCGGCGGACUCAAUAAUGGAAUGCCUGGAGGUGGGUGCAGAGUACCGCAAGGAACUAGCCGAGGCUCGCGGGCAGACGGUGGCGCCGCCGCUGCUGAUGGCCGCCUUCGGAGCCGCCUCGCCCGAGGACUUCCUCAUGGAGACUGUUAAGAGGAUCCGCUCCAGCGACUUAGAAGAAGCGCUAAUCCUGCUGCCAUUCAAGUCAGCGUGUGACGUCGUCAAAAUGCUGCCAGCGCUACUGGACCGUGGCGAUAACACCGAGCUUCUCUGUCGGCUGGCGAUAUUCCUCCUGAAGGUCCACCACGCCUCGCUGGUGGCUAAUGAUGGGCUACUCAAGUACAUGAUACAGAUACAGGCCAAGGCGUCUAUGAGGCUUAAUGAACUUAGGGACACGGUGGGCGACAACAUGGCGGCGCUGGGCUGGCUGGGCCGCGCGGCGGAGGCGGCCGAGCGGGAACAGCUGUUCGCGGAGGCGGGCGUGCGACACAAGCAGCGCCGGCGCCGGCAGCCCGCCAAGCGGCCCAUUGUCACUGUCACUUAGUAUGUGCUUGUUGUUGUAAUAUAGAUAUGACUUUA
Messenger RNA from Plutella xylostella (diamondback moth), 2883 nucleotides. Lineage: Eukaryota; Metazoa; Arthropoda; Insecta; Lepidoptera; Plutellidae. The record is from RefSeq and is a predicted model, not a curated record.